Trypanosoma grayi is the source of this 477-nucleotide messenger RNA. RefSeq lists its product as hypothetical. Bases 1 to 477 code for a protein of 158 amino acids. NCBI's taxonomy places the organism in Eukaryota, Euglenozoa, Kinetoplastea, Trypanosomatida, Trypanosomatidae. Gene Ontology annotation, cellular component: cytoplasm. The transcript has a single exon. The record is from RefSeq and is a predicted model, not a curated record.
AUGCAGUCGUUCGCCUGCAUCUCACAGGUGCGGCCGGGAUUCUACCACCUCACCGUGCACGCGAAGCCUGGGGCGCGCAGCUCUUCUCUGGCAUGCCGCCCCGCCGCCGCGGAUGAGGCGCUGGAGGUCCGCGUCGCCGCGCCGCCCGUCGAGGGGAAGGCGAACGCAGAGCUCAUUGACUUUAUGCAGACGCUCCUCGAGCAGCAGCUACGCAUGGCACACCUCAGCACGCCGCCUUGUGUUGGUGCAGACGUCGACGCAGAUGCGUACGGCGGUUACGCGAAGAAAGACAAGAAGAAACCCGAUAAACGACGGAAAGAGGACGCCAAGACGACGAGAGGAGGCGUGGACUAUCCGGACAAGGUACGGGUGUCGCUGGUAAGGGGAGCCACGGCCAGGAACAAGGUGCUGGAGGUGGCCUUCCCCGGCACUGAGGAAGACUUGAUUGGUCUGCUGCUGUCGGCGGAUGCAUCGUGA